AAAACCCUAGCCACACCUCCCUCCGCCGCCGCCUCUCGCCGCCAUUUCUCUCCGCCGCCGCCGCCUCUCGCCGCUGCCGCCGCGACGAUGAUCCAUUCCGCGUGUAGGGCCGUUUCCCGCGGUAGGAUGCCGUGUCUCCCCCUCGACGUGACUCUGUGGGCAGCUUUCCCCACCCUCCUUGAGGCCAUCAUCAGUCGCUUCUUAUCGCCGCCGACCUGCCACGGCGCCGCCGUCAUUGGGAGGAACUACACGUCGGCAGCAUCUCCCACCCACCCGGAGAGGCUUGCCGUCCCUCUCCAGUUACUGCUGGGUCAGCCCUCCAGCGGCACCCGCACCACGAUCGCCCGGAGCUUCUCCUCCCGGAGCGACACGAUGGAGCCCUCCCGCGGCACCUGCACCACGAUCGCCAGGAGCUUCUCCUCCCAGAAUGACAAGAUCCUUCUGCCGAACGAGAAGAAGAUUAUUGUCCCGUUCCGGAAGGGGGCCAUCCAUCCAGAACUUGGCUUUUUUCGGCCGCGGCAAGAGGAAGGUGACAUCAGUCCUGUGCGGCUCCCGAUAGUGAGACAGAUCAGUUUUUACGAAGAGCAGGAUGUCUACUUAAUACCAUGGGAAAUCCCUUGGGUCUUCCUCAGAAACGUGCCGGCGUUCAAGCCUGCAGAAAGUAACUCUCUGCUCAAAGGCUAUGGCACCAAAGAAAUGAUGCCUACACCUGCUCUAAGAAAGCUGUGGAAGUCCGUUGUUGACCUGGUUUCCAUAAACAGACAAAGAAGAUACUGUAUCUCAAAGGCACUUGUCGAGAAAAACUUGGUAGUUUCAGUUAUACAUGGCACAUUUGCAUUGAAGAGAGUCUUUGCGGAUAACUUACCUGCAGACCCCAAUACUUUUGAGGGCUUUAAAGCAGUAAAGCGUCUCUUCAUUAGACUGAUGAAUAAAAGGUACGGCAGCAAUUUUAGUGCUAUUCUUUUGCCUGAAUUGCAAAAUUGGCUUCGUGUGUUGGAUGAUCCGAAGGAAUUGGAUGGAAAGUUAGCAACCUAUCAUGCAUGGAUGCUACCGGAUGAAGAUAGGGGAUGGUUUAGUGUGAGGGUGGCUUAACUACUCACACAGGAAAUGGUUGGGAGAAAAAAGAACGAUGUGAUCGAGGAUUUGGAUCCACUGAGCUUAGGGCUGGACGAAAUGCACCCCUUCUUCAAGGAAUGGCGCGAGCAUAUAACCAAGGUACGAGACAAAAUGGAUGAAGGCUGCCAGCAGCCUGAUGUGUCGCCUAAGGAGUAUGAGACAAACAAGUUCAGAGACAAAAUGAGAGAAGGCGGACAUCGGCCUGAUAAGUCGCCUGAGUUUCGUGGUGGACGGUGGCUCGUGAUGAUGAACCGUUAUGAUGUCCUUCAUACGCACAGUUAUAUUUUAAGCGGGAAAAGAUGUGGAAGUUUCUGGAUAUGGAGCGUUACUUUCCAAAGGCUGUGGUCUUACCCGAUCCCAGAUGCAGGAGGAGAGCGCCUACAACAGGCUGCUCAAGGAUCUGGAGCAGAUGCAGGAGGAGAGCGCCUACAACAGGCUGCUCAAGGAUCUGGAGCAGAUGCAGGAGGAGAUCGUCAACAAGUACCGCGACAAGGUGCUCAAGGAUCUAGAGCAGAUGACGGGAGGAGAUCGUCAACAAGUGCCUCCACCUGCCGGUGGCCAAGGGCUUCGCCGACCUCGAACCCUUGCCGGAUGCUCCUCCACCUCAGGAGGAGGAGAAUCGAAGGAUGCUGCUCCUGGACAUGGUACCUUGGUAUUCAGGGACAUCAGCUGAUUUAUUCAAGACAGCAUUUGAUCUUAUGGUCUCUGUGACUCUUUUUGUUGGGCGAUUUGACAUGCGCAUGAUGCAGGCUGCAAUGAAAGGACCAACAGAUGACGCGCAGAAUGCUGACCUGUUAUAUGACUACUUCAAUGAAAGGGAAGACCUUUGGUUUGACUUUGUUGCAGACACUGGUGAUGGAGGAAAUUCAUCAUAUACAGUUGCUCGACUGUUAGCUCAACCAUCUAUUAGGACUGUAAUUGGUGGCUCUAUGCAUACUCUUCCACGUGGGAACUUACUUCUUAUCGGUGGAGAUCUCGCGUACCCAAACCCUUCAUCAUUUACAUAUGAGAGGCGCUUCUUUAGGCCCUUUGAGUAUGCUCUGCAACCUCCACCUUGGUAUAGGGCUGAACAUAUAGCUCUGGAUAAGCCUGAGCUUCCUCCCGGUGUAUCAAAGAUGUCUGAAUAUGAUGGGCCACAGUGUUUUAUAAUUCCUGGAAACCAUGACUGGUUUGACGGGCUGCACACAUUUAUGAGAUAUAUAUGUCACAAAAGCUGGUUAGGUGGAUGGUUUCUGCCUCAGAAGAAGAGCUAUUUUGCAUUGCAGCUUCCCAAGGGUUGGUGGAUCUUUGGUCUUGAUUUAUCUCUUCAUGGUGACGUUGAUGUGUACCAAUUCAAGUUUUUUGCAGAUCUUUGUCAGAAAAAGGUUGGGGAGAAUGACUCUGUGAUUGUAGUGACACAUGAGCCAAACUGGCUUCUUGAUUGGUACUGGAAGGAGACUACAGGCAAGAAUGUCUCACAUUUAAUUCAGGAAUACCUGAAUGGAAGAUGUAGACUUCGCAUGGCGGGGGAUUUACACCAUUUUAUGAGGCAUUCUGCCACUCGAUCAGAAAAGCCUAAUUUUGUGCAACACUUGCUUGUCAAUGGAUGUGGUGGCGCCUUUUUGCACCCAACACAUGUUUUUAGAAACUUUGAGAGGUUCUCUGGAACCACCUAUGAAUGCAAGGCAGCUUAUCCAUCUUAUGACGAGUCUAGUGGGAUUGCACUGGGUAACAUACUGAAGUUCCGCAAGAAGAAUUGGCAGUUUGAUACUAUUGGUGGUUUUAUCUACUUUAUAUUGGUGUUUUCAAUGUUCCCACAGUGUAAUCUUGUUCACAUCUUCAAUGAAGAAACUUGGUCUGGGCGUGUGAAAAGCUUCUCAAGUACAAUAUGGAGUGCUUUGCUUUAUAUUUUUGAACACUCUUAUGUCUCUUCAGUAGCAAGUCUAACUUUAUUGAUGGCAUCAUAUUCAUUUGUACCAUCGAAACUCUCACGGAGGAAAAGAGCUAUUAUAGGCGGCCUCCAUGUUUUGGCCCAUUUAACUGCAGCUCUACUUUUAAUGUUGCUGCUGGAGUUGGGCAUUGAAAUUUGUAUCCGGAAUCAUUUAUUAGCAACUUCAGGUUAUCACACUCUAUAUGAAUGGUAUCGGUCCAUGGAAAGUGAGCAUUUUCCAGAUCCUACUGGUCUUCGUUCUCGUUUGGAACAAUGGACGCUGGGACUGUACCCAGCAUGUAUAAAAUACCUUAUGUCGGCCUUUGAUGUCCCUGAGGUCAUGGCAGUGACAAGGAUAAAUAUCUGCAAGAAUGGGAUGAUGUCCCUUUCACGAAGCGUUCUGAUCAUGUACUACACCUCUGUGUUCAUCUAUUUCUGGAUUUUCUCGACUCCAGUUGUUUCCCUCAUAUUUGGUAGCUACCUAUACAUUUGCAUCAACUGGUUCCACAUUCAUUUCGAUGAAGCCUUCUCAUCACUGCGCAUCGCGAACUACAAAUCUUUCACGAGGUUUCAUAUUAAGAAGGAUGGUGAUCUGGAAAUAUUUACUCUUGCAGUUGACAAGGUCCCAAAGGACUGGAAGUUGGAUCCAAGAUGGGAAUCAGAUGUAAGAGGGCCUCAUCAGCUCAGCCAUGAACGGAAACACCCAAGCAAGUGGAGAUGCAGGAGGAGAGCGCCUACAACAGGCUGCUCAAGGAUCUGGAGCAGAUGCAGGAGGAGAUCGUCAACAAGUACCGCGACAAGGUGCUCAAGGAUCUGGAGCAGAUGACGGGAGGAGAUCGUCAACAAGUGCCUCCACCUGCCGGUGGCCAAGGGCUUCGCCGACCUCGAACCCUUGCCGGAUGCUCCUCCACCUCAGGAGGAGGAGAAUCGAAGGAUGCUGCUGCUGAUGGCGAGUCUCAACAUUGACAGUCAAAUAUAGCUACAAGCUAGCCUGUUACAAGUCUACAACGUAACUGUUUUGGCUGUAUCUGCAUGCUUUUGUGUGGAUUUCUUUGAUUAUCCUCACACAUACAUAUCCAUAUCCUCAUGAACACUCUAGGCAUAUAAUGACUGCAGUGAUUAUUGCCUGCCUAUUUUUUAUAUCAUCUGACAAUAUGCAUACACUCAUGCAUAAAUUGGACAACAAUAUCAAGUGGUGGUCCAUGCAUCUUGAUGAAGUUUGUGACUUACAGAGGUCUUGUUUGGUGUCAGAA
This is a messenger RNA of Setaria italica (foxtail millet), 4278 nucleotides long. RefSeq lists its product as uncharacterized. The coding region runs from base 1743 to 3851 and encodes 702 amino acids. The record is from RefSeq and is a predicted model, not a curated record. NCBI's taxonomy places the organism in Eukaryota, Viridiplantae, Streptophyta, Magnoliopsida, Poales, Poaceae. The transcript is spliced from 15 exons. Gene Ontology annotation, molecular function: hydrolase activity.